This is a messenger RNA of Daldinia loculata, 970 nucleotides long. RefSeq lists its product as uncharacterized. The transcript has a single exon. Lineage: Eukaryota; Fungi; Ascomycota; Sordariomycetes; Xylariales; Hypoxylaceae. The record is from RefSeq and is a predicted model, not a curated record. Bases 230 to 460 code for a protein of 76 amino acids.
AUUUAAUAAGUAAUACGCAAUCGUAUGGGCGACUAUAUUCCGUGACUAUCAUAUAAUAUUUAAACCUCUAUACUUCUAUUUUCUACGUUUCCUCCCAGUAUUUUGUAUACAUACGUACCCUUAGUUUAAUCCUAUACGCCCACACACCUCUAUAUCUUUCGACAUCCCCAUCAAAGCUCUAUAUUAAACAAGCUAAACCGAACGGUUAAUCCAUAAAUAUAAUAAUCCGAUGGACACCAUGGGGAAUUCCCUAGCGCAAUUGGGGGUCCAGUACAUACCGUCAACUGGGGGCUGUAUGCUGGACUUGGCCGCCAUACCCUCCCACAUAUUCAACUCUUGCAGCGCUGUUCACAUCCGCAUCCCAGAAGCUCAGCACCACGUCGAGGUUAACUCGAACAUGAUCUGCAUUAAGCCCAGCCAGCCAGCCGGCUCCAGGCCCAGGCGCUGCCAUCUAUCGUGAACAGUACAUGUAUCCGAACGUGGUGGUACCAACAGAUCUCCCUUAUGCAUCGCCGAAGAACCACCACAAGCAACUGCUGCCUUCAUUUAAUGCCCCAGAAAACCCCGUACAUCACCCUUUACCAGAGCCGGAUAACAGUAAACCCGCGAGCCUUGAUACACCGAAUGAUUCUCAUAAAGACUCGGCGCCGAGUUUACGGACGUUUGUGCAGACGACACGUUGGUCUACUGUAACUACUACGCAUACCGAUUCGCUAUCUCCCCAGGUUACGCAUGUCUUACAAUCACCGACUGUAACAACUACUUCCUGCACUACCCACCUCCACACCCCCGGGCCUUCAACAACAACAACAACACCUGUAGUCCACGCCCCCACGCCAUCUACACUAACAACACGAACCCUACUCCCAUCAUCACCACCAUCCCAAGAAUCCCCCACCCCCACCUCCCAACCAGCCCGCCCCGCCGUCAUACCCCCACCAUUCCCCCUUCCGGAACCAGAACCAGUCCC